Molecule: messenger RNA, 4807 nt
Organism: Xyrichtys novacula (pearly razorfish)
Lineage: Eukaryota; Metazoa; Chordata; Actinopteri; Labriformes; Labridae
Source: the annotation of a GenBank genome assembly
AUCAAAUUGCAUCAGAAAAAACGAAGGUUACACACUCUUAAGGUCCUUACACACCGGGCGAAAAUUCACCAGGCGAAUUAUUCGCCUUUUUUUAAAACAGCAUAAAGUCAAUGCGAGCUUCCACACUGGCGGCGAUUUUUCCGCGGGGCGAAAAGCCGCUUUUAUUUAUUCGCUCCUGUGUCGAAUUUUGCGGAUAUUCGCAGGCGAAUAUUUGGACCUGCUAGACCUCUGGCCAAUCAAAAGUAAUGUUGUCGAUGACGUCACAGACCCAUGUGGCUGCAGUUCACAAGACACAUAACACCGACAACAACGAUGGGCGAGAGGCUAAUAACUGCGGUACAGGAAUACCCCGCGUUGUGGGACAAGUACCACAGGGACUUCCACGACAAAAUAAAGACACAGAACAGCUGGAAGGAGAUCGAGGAGGACCUCCAAUUACCUGGUGAGUGCAUAAUAUACACAUGUAUCAAUCCUCGAACAUAUUUGGUCAACUCGCGAGCUAGUACUACAAGCAGCAACCAGCCUGAUAACUUUUUCAAAGUGAGGUAAAAGUUGGUAUAUGGUUUCAUAGAUGUUGUUUAAAGGGGACCUGCCACCAAAAUUUCAUACCCAUUUUUAUCAUUUUUUCAUAAUCCUUGAUGUCCCCUGAUCAUGUUUGCAACAUAAUUUUAGCUGAAAAGUUAUUUGAUGGUUUGUUUUAGUAUGCCUAAAAAACCUUACAGGAAAACCAACUGGUUUUGGCUCAUUAACAUUUAUGGUAAUGAGCUUUGCUCUGAUUGGAUCGCUGCUGUGAAGCCUGCUGUGCUCUGAUUGGCUCAGCAGUGGAGGUUCGGAUUUCGGUUUAUCCAUUGUUAUUAUGCUAAUGCUAAUAGCAUAUGCUAAUGUGUGCUAAAGUAAGGUGCCCAGAUGUCUGUAAUGAUAUCCGGGGAUAUUCGGUGCGGCGGUGCAGGGGCUGCAGGGGCUGCAGGGGCUGUGUGAUCACAGACAAAGUCUCGGUACUAUUUAGUAGCAGCGCAUGCCCCUUGUAAUAACCCCCGUAAGAACUGUUGUUCAGGACUGCUAACUUGUGCUUCCUACCAAUUCGGCUACUGUAAUAACCGUUGUUCGAGCCCACACGCAACAUUUUUGCUCUCAUUAAUGAAACGCUUAAAUCGGGGACAUUUUCGGGGACAGCUUUUGCCGGGGACAGAUCAUCCAAUACGGGGACUGUCCCCGGAAAUCGGGGACGUCUGGUCACCUUAUGCUAAAGGCUAAAAAUGGCAGGUAUUAAACCAUAUAUUUUAGACCCCGAGUCCGAAGAGGAGGUGGAAGUUGAGGAAGAAGCCGGAGAUCUCCAGCGGCGUUUUCUCAUUCAUUCUGCCCGGCUUUAAGUUCAUUUUCCCGCCAGUGAACCGAAGGAAACACCGAUCGUUUGGAAGAGACCCAUAGCGGAUACAGCGGUAGCUGGGUCUCGCUCUGGCUGUGACUGAGUACGAGUACGAGAGAGUGGGCGCGGCUCACCGAGGACGCGCUCGUGAAUAAUAAUGAGCAAGGUCGGCGCAACGUAACACUGACCUGCUUUUUCAAUUGGCCUGGUUUACUCGUUCCUUUAUUUGAAACCUUUACAGAAUGCAAACGACGUAACGGUUUGUUUUCACAUGUACAACAUAAGACGAACAUAAUAUGGACCUUAUCUGACACAAAAAACCCCAAAAAUUACAUUUUUAUGGCAGGUCCCCUUUAACAAUGUCAACGAUGCAAAUGUGUUAUUGGGCCGUAAUGUAAACACGCUUGGUUUAUAAUGUGUUUGCUGUUUCGAGUUUGUUGUGUUUACCAGCGAGUGAAAGGGAUACCGAACGUACCGUCAUGAUUACAAUGCUCAAAUACAAAAAGGAUAUAUAGGGGACCCAACGGGGCAAAGCUUUGCUUUUGUCUUGAAAUCAAUUUAUCAAACAUGUUGAUGUGAAUGGGUCAUUUGUAUGAAGUAAUUUACACGCACAUAAUAAACACAAUACAAUGGAGGAGUAAUACAAACAUCACACAGACACACACAAUAUUACAGUGGCAGAGCAGUCGGCUGUUACGGCCAGCAGUCCACGACUGGUUGGCAAGAUGACUCUGGCGAGUCGACCGCGGCUGGAUGGUGAGAUGUCCCACAGCCGGUUGGUAAGGGAUGUGUGGGAUUUUUUGUGAGUUGACCGGUUACUCUUUUAGUUACCACUUUUAUAAGAUUUACAUCCAAGAAGGGACUAUGGCUUGUUUACAUUGGGGUCCUUUAUACACAGUUCAUUGAGACAUUGCUAUCAUUUAUACUCAAUUCAUUGUAUGAAUGCUACUCUGCUUCUACUUCAUAGAGGGGAAAGCCGAGAAAUUGUGGAAGAACCUCAAGGACACCUACAGGCGGGAGAAGAAGAACAAGCAGGAGGAGGAGAGAACUGGUGCAGAGAAAAAAAACAAAAAGAAGUGGGUCCAUUGGGACGCCAUGCACGCCCUGAUGGUGGUUUCCUCAGAAUUCCGGAGGUACUGUAGUUUUCAAUGUGUGGGUCGGGACCCCCGGGGGGGGGGGGGGGGGGUAAUAAUUGAUCAUAUUGUAAUAAAAUUGGCUCAAUGUUAUAACCAGCUCAUAACUGGGCUCCUAUGCAUUUGAAGGUCUUCAAACGGAUCCCUGGCUAAUAAGACAAAUAUGCCUAGAUACUUUAUAAUUGCCCUCUGUACUAAAACAUAAUAAUGUAUAACAGAAACAGCUUUAAAUAUUUUAUUUGUUUUAUAAAAAGAUAAUCUUUCACUUAUUAGGGACCACUCGUUACAAUUUGAUAAUGUCAUAUGUCCAUGUGUGGUCUAUCCCUAUUGGGGUGCAUUAAAAACACUUUUGUAAUCUGCUGAUGUGUUUUUUAGUGUUCCAAUUUAUGAUGCUACAACAUGUUGCAAAAUAUAUUUUGCAACAUGUUGUGAUUUAGAGGUGGAACAGUCAUCAGCUAUUAUGGUUAAAGGGGCUAACCAACAUGCAUAUGCAUGAUUUUGCCUUCAUUUAGUAUUUUGUUUUUUUUUCACAUCUCUUUGUAUCAAAUAAAGGGCGACUUGUUUUUUUUUUACAAGGUUUCAGGUCAAGGCAGGACUUCUCCCCCAAAUCUUUCACAUCAUUUUAUUAUAGCGUCACCAGGAGUCUGAUUUUUGCAAAACACAUUUUGAUAAUACUCCUACAAUUUCUUUCAAUAAAUCACACAAAUUGGUGCACUGUAUCUGUAUAGUCAUGUGAUCAAGAUAGAUUGGUCAGUUUUCAUAUUUUAUCCUGCUUAGCCAAGAUUGGCCACGUUUUGUAAAAAAUAUGCCUCAGAUUGUGAACCCAGCGCCCAGUUUAUGUGAAACUUUGUACACACAUCCCCACUAAGCCAAAGAACAAAUAGCAUCCUACAUAUUUCCCCCUAGCAAUCAGCCUCGUGGUGACGCUAUAACAGGCUAAUGCUAUACAGGGUCCCCACAGCUCUAACUACUUGUUCUUGAAUAGGACGGUGAGUAACCUGGAGGUCGAGGAGGAGGGUGAGGAGACAGAGGAGGCAGCUGGGCCAUCAGGCCUUGCUGGGUCCUUAGACCCUUCUGUCCAUAAUAUGGAUCCAGAAACAGCGCAGGAGAGUGUUGCUGUAGCCCCCAGGUAGACCCGCACCUGGCACUGCAACUAUCCAUUAUCUUCUUAGAAAUUAUUCUAUCAAUAGGCCAUAUGCAGACAUGCCAUUUCAAUGGGAAGGAUUAGUUAGAAAAUGCCCACACCCAGCCCAUGGGGUGGCAGACUGUAUGGGAAAAUUAUGUUAUAGGCUAUUUUAUUAUUUAAGCCUAUUAUUCAUAUUGUUAUUUGACCAAUGUAGUAGAAUCAUUAAAACACCAUAAUGAUUUUAAAAUUGUAUCAUGAUCUGACAGUCAGUGUAGUUUUUGCUGUGUGCACUGUCAUAGAUCAGCCUGUUCGUCAUAUGAUGGUGUCACGCAUUGAAAAUAUCAGAGCUGCUAGCUUACAACAUGUUUCAAUACACCGUGCUGGCACACACAGCAGACAUCCUAUACAUACAAGCCUCACAGAUCCAACUGUUGUCCAGAUCAGCGCUGUGGCACGCAGUGAACACAGACUCUAGGGUUUAUUAUUGAUAAUCAAUCACAAAAUCAAUCAAAAUCAUUAUAAUGUCAUAAUGAUUGUACUACUUUAGCCAAAUAAUAAUAUUUACAAUAGGCUUAAAUGAUAAAAUAGACUACUAACAUAAUUUUCCCAUGCGGCCUGCCACCCGGUGAUCUUUAUAAUUAUCAGCCAAUUAAACAUUAGACGGCGCUUGAUGGCACCGUAAGCAAGGGAUAGCUUCUGGUUCAAGUCAAAAUGGCAUAUCUGCAUAGAGCCUAUAUUAUGUAGUUGCUUUGUCAGUCUAUUACUAUCGAUUUAAACAGAUUAGUUUACCUGUUGCACCCCACUCACAGACGACGUGGCAAGGCAAAAAUGAAGGCUGUUGAGGAGACCUAUCUGCAGGAGUACCUGCUCAGAAAGGAGGCCAGGGCUGAGCAGAGAGAGAGAGAGAGAGAAAAAGAAAAGGAUGAGGUGACCCUCUUCCUGCUCAGCCUGGCACCGGCCAUGAGGAGACUCCCCCCCGAGAGGCAGUCCUGGCUGAAAUUUAAGAUGCAGGGCCUGGUCCAUGAGGCUGAGUUUGGACCAGCUUACAGUCAGCCACAGCCAUGAUACAGCCAGCACCAGCAGCAGCAACACACAUAUCCUGAAUUUACCUCCCUCUAAUUUAGAGAGUUUCAGGGCACGGUCACCAAAUUAUGAUUUCCAGCUGAUAAGCUAAAUCUGCCA